ACACACCCUCGUCCGAGGCCAGGUCCUGCCAUAAUUGUCGUUCAUUACCAUAAACCCCCGAUCGCCUCCUCCCAGGAGGAGCCAGUUAGGGAUCCCAUCUGCCGCUGGGAACGGGAGAAUUGGACUGCUUUUUUGCAGAUUUUUUUCUGGACUCAGCAGCAAAGUUCCUCCCUGGAAUCUGACAAGCGGAGCCCCCCCGCCGUCUCAGCUUUCAGCGCCCACUGCUUCUAGUCCGCACUGCGCUUCCAGGAGGGACGGCGAAUCUAAAGACCGUCCGACACGGCAGACGUGAGCCGCUCCUUAGUGCCGACAUGAUGCGGGCCGUCUGAAAGGUAGAAAAGAGCGAAAUCGGGACGGAGGAAAGCAGGAAAAAAAACAGACAACGAGUGAGGGGGGGAAACGGCGACUCAGCCGCGCUGCGAUCCGUGGAACUUCUGGAAGGGGGCUGAGAGCUGCGAUCUCAGCACGGCAGGAGCUACGCGAUUGUGCCCGUCGGAGGUGGACCAGGCGUUAAUGAGACUGAGCGGUCUGCUGCGUUGAGUCGCCCCGGAGGACGCGCAUUUCACCGCACCAUGCGGAGCGAACCCGUUCUCUUCGCCUCGAGGGCCAUGGAGGAGCUGGUGUCGGAACUCCGUCUCUUCCUGGAGCUGCUGGACCGGGAAUAUCUGAGCGCAGGCGUGCGGGAGAAGAAGCUACACAUCUCCAACAUCCUGCACAGGGUGCUGGCAGCCAAAGAGCCCACCCUCAAGGCUGAGAUCCACAGCAGCCUUCCGGCCCCUCCACAGAUGCCCCUGCCAGAGAUCCCGCACCCCUGGCUGCCUCCAGACAAUGGGCCGCCUCCCCUUCCUAGCUCGUCCCUGCCGGAGGGCUACUAUGAAGAGGCAGUCCCCCUUGGUCCGGGCAAGGCCCCCGAGUACAUCACUUCUCACUACGACUCGGAUGCCAUGAGCAGCUCAUAUGAGUCGUAUGACGAGGAGGAGGAGGACGGAAAGGGCCAGAAGAUGAGGCAUCAAUGGCCAUCAGAGGAGGCCUCCAUGGACCUGGUGAAGGAUGCACGCAUCUGCGCCUUCCUGCUACGCAAGAAGCGCUUCGGUCAAUGGACCAAGCUUCUUUGUGUCAUCAAGGACAAUAGGCUCCUGUGCUACAAGUCUUCGAAGGACCAGGUCCCUCAAAUGGAUCUUCCGUUGGCCGAGUGCAGCAUCACGCAUGUCCCGAAAGACGGCAAGAAGAAGAAGCACGAGCUGAAGAUUGUCCACCAGGGGGCAGAUGCCCUGGUACUGGCUGUUCAGAGCAAGGAGCAGGCAGAGGAGUGGCUCAAGGUUAUGAAGGAGGGCUGCAGCAAUGGAGCCAUUGAUUCUGAUGGGGUGGGAUCCGGCUCACCAGUCCACAAAGCUGAGCUAGAAAAGCUGUCCUGUGAGAAACCCAGCUCUGAUGGCGAGUGGAACCAUGAAAAUGGAACGACAGACACCAAAGAGCAAGCUAAAGGGAAGAAGAACGGCAAGGUGGAUCAGAAGGGUGCCGCGGGCAAGGUGACAGGGAAGAAGAUCACCAAGAUCAUCAGCCUGGGGAAGAAGAAGCCAUCAACCGAUGAGCAGACCUCCUCAGCAGAAGAAGAUGUCCCCACCUGUGGUUACCUGAACGUCCUGUCUAACAACCGCUGGCGGGAGCGCUGGUGCCGGCUGAAGGACAACCAGCUGCUUCUGCACAAGGACCGGGCCGACCUGAAAAGCCACAUGGCCUCGCUGCCGCUGCGGGGCUGUGAGGUCAUCCCCGGGCUGGACUCCAAGCACCCCUUCGCCUUCCGGCUGCUGCGCAAUGGCCAGGAGGUGGCUGUGCUCGAGGCAUCGUCCUCUGAGAACAUGGGCCGCUGGCUGGGUGUCCUCCUGGCUGAGACAGGCUCCACAACGGAUCCUGCUGCACUGCAUUAUGACUACAUCGACGUGGAGACCACUGCCAAUGUCAUCCAGCUGGCGAAGCAGUCAUUCUGCUUUACGAGCAAGCGUGCGGUGUCGCCCAAUCCGUACCUGGACAAUCCCAUCAAUGGGUACGCCUGUCCUUCCGGAGUGGCGCUGCACUACGAUGACGUGCCCAUCAAUGGAACGGAGCCAGAGGCCGCAUACUCCUCCCCCACCUCUGGGAGGCGCCCCUGUAGGGAGGAGGCCUUCUAUGAGAAUGUGGACCUUUACGAGAAUGUGCCGUCCGUGAAGCCGGCCACCCGCUCCUCUCCCAAACCUGGCGGGGCCCCCACCUCUGCCAGCCACUACAAAACGCCCGUCUCGGCCAGGAGCCUCUCCUCUCGAGCUUCCUCUUCCUCCUCAUCCUCCUCUCUGGCUCCUGUCACUAACACUGCCAUGUCUGGGCGCAGCACCGCCGCUCAGCUGAAAGGGAAAAAAGGCCCAAUCAUGAACGGGACGGCGGCCAAGCAGAAGCUGGACAAGAAUCAGCCCAAGAAGCCGAACGGUACCCUACCUGUGAAACGCACCAACUCCAGCGCCGAGCAGUAUAAGUAUGGGAAAAACCGCGUAGAGGCCGACGCCAAGAGGCUGCAGGCCAAGGAGGAAGAGAUGAUGAAGAGGAAGCAGGACAUCCGCAACCGGCUGACCCAGCUGAAGAAGGAGAGGAAAGACCUGCGUGCUGCCGUUGAGGCCAACACAGGCAAGCGGUCCCAGGCAUCUCUGGCAGAGAAGCUCAAGAAGGUGGAGGAUGAGUGCAAAGUGAAGGAGGAGGAGAGGGUGAACUUGGAGCUGGAGCUGACCGAGGUCAAGGAGAGCCUGAAGAAGGCCAUGAACGGGGGCAUCACCCUGGGCCUUACCAUCGAACCCAAGUCCGGGACGUCCAGCCCCCAGUCUCCAGUGAUGCUUCGGCGAACAAUGGACAACUCUCCAGUCUCCAGCUGUGACACCAGUGACACAGAUACUUGCUCCCUCCCAGUGAAUAGCGCCUCCCUGCUGCGCCGGCAGUCGUCCCAGAAGGCGCCGCCCGUCCGUGGACACGUGCUCCAGAAGGCCAAGGAGUGGGAGAUGAAAACUGGGACAUAAAGCCAAUGCCCAGCUCCGCCUUCUCCACACGUGUACAUAUUUAUGUGAACUGGGUUCUGGAGGAGAAACGAGGAAAGCGCGGCCCAGAUGGCCGAGGAGGAGACCUGAGACCAAUACGUUAGAUUACUUCUGCUCCUUUUUGCUUACUGUCUUUCUGCCGUUUGCUGUACAGGCAUGUGUGGCCGCAUCCCAGAAGCAGAGUACGCCAAGGUGGCCCCUAGAGGGAGAUGUCCUCACCGAUAGAGCUGAACUGUUGAUCUCGUCACCCUUCGCUAAACUAAAUCUAGUCAAGUUACUUAAACGAGAAUCAGAAUAUUUAUUUGUAAAUGUUUAAGUGAAUAUUAGCCUGCCUUUAUUAUUUAUAUUGGUAUUUAAACUUUCACAGUUUUCACAUUAGAUCUGGCCUCCCACUGAAGUAUGACUCACGCUCGAGGUACAUACUUCAUUUUCCCCUGUGGUGUUCUUUAAAAAGAGCCACUGGGUCGUACCAAUCAUCAGAUGGACUGGGGGGGGGGGGGUGGUUACAUGCUUUCCUGUGAACAGGGCUCUGGUAUUUGUGGGUGGAGGACAGAACAAGUUAGAAUAGGUUUGGCUCUUAUUGCAUAGCCGGUCUGAUGUUGGGGUUAAAAAAUUCUUUAUGCUCAGCCACCUGCUGUGGAGUUGGGUUGCUUCCCCCCCCUAAUUUAUUUGGUAUGAGAGUUCUGGAUUCCAGCCAGAACCCCAGGCUGAGUCAGGUCUGAAGUUGAAUAAGCUCUCGGUGCUAGGCUAGGCCGGGCUUAGCGGUGGGCUGUCCAGGCCUAUGUGACCACAUGGAAAUGGUGGUCCGGGGGUUCCUGGACGAUAUAAUGUUUUUAUCAGAGCCCAAGCAUACUGUAUGUGCUGACAUUCAGCUGCUUUAACCACAAGCACUGGGCAAGGCUGACAUAGUCAUGGCACAUUCCAAAUACAUCAAUACACUGUCAAAUGUAGAAGUACUGUAUAAAAAGCAAAAUCAAACGUGUAUUUCACAGAAGUGGUGCUCAUUUUUAAAUGGUUGGAGCCUGAGGUCGUCUCGGACAGUGGGAAUCGAUUUCUCACGUCAUCAUGGGCCAGGAGGCUUUGCUUUGCUUUACAGACGCGUUUCCUAAGCAGUUCCCCCGGAGAACAGCUGGCGUCUUUUCCAGCUAAACUCAUAAUUAACUUUCUUUAAUAUAAACUAUAUCUUGCAUUCUAGAAAAGCACAAAUGAACAGAACUGGUUGCCUGAUGUCUUCUGUAAAGCAUUUGUCCGAAAUGGAAUCUCAGUAUUAAUGCCAAGUAUUGCCUCAAUAGUAAUUCCAAAUCACUUAAGACUGGUUUUCACUUAAACAUAUUUAAAGUUGAUCCAAGGUUGUGAAACAGAUCUCUAGAUCUGAAAUCGUUUUUUGCUGGAAGUUGGAAGUAAGAAUUCAUUACUCAUAUUUUAUGAAGUUCUUUACAAAUGGCCUGCUUACAAGCGUGUUAGAAAACAUAAUUCAAGGUUUUGCAUAGCAGCUGAAGAUUAGACUAAAAUACAGAGAUGUGUAAAUAUUUGAUCUCACUUGCUGUUCCCAGGAUUCUGGAGCUGUUGCAUACUGUUUUCAUAAGGGAUUGGGGAAGAUGGAGCAGAAUCAUCACACAUGAAACACUGAGGCACACUAAUCAGGACAGCUCAUCCUCAGCUCAUGGGAGUUGUACUUACUCAAAAAUGGUUGGUUCAGAGAGAUAACCAAUCAUAUUGUAGAGGAGGUGAGUCCAGGUCCAAGCAAAUAACGGAGACAGGGCCAUGACAUGUGACUGGUUGGUUCUGCCUCCUCUAGUUGCUUGGACCCAUCUCCUCUACAAUCUGAUUGGUUCUCUCUGAACCGAUAAUUUUUCAUUCUGUCCUCAGAACAGUUUUUUUGCAAGUAACACUUCCAUUAGCUUGUUAUCAUCAGCCGUCUAGCCCCAGCUCAGAGGAGUGUCUGAUAAAUCCUCUAAAUGUCCACCAAAAAUUUAAAAAAAUCCUAUUUUGGGUUUCUUCCCAGCUUCCUCUGCCCUCUUGACCUAUGCUAACAAUGUAAAGAGAGCUUUUGGGAGGAAGGAGAACGAGGUUAUUCAGAAAGUCCUUAUCAUCCCAAAGAGGAGGGACAGAUGAUGUCAGAAAAUGUGAACAUAUAUGUAAAUAGUUGUGGUUUGUUUUGUGGGGGGGUGGUGGGGGGAUAAAAAAAAAAGAAAUCAGCAGUGUUUGUUUUGCACCUUAAAACUGUUUGUAUCAUGUGUACCUGCUCUAGGACAGUCCCCGGCUUGGGGGAGAACACCUGUAUGUAACAUUAAACUUUUAAAACAUG
Molecule: messenger RNA, 5364 nt
Organism: Brienomyrus brachyistius
Lineage: Eukaryota; Metazoa; Chordata; Actinopteri; Osteoglossiformes; Mormyridae
Gene: afap1
Product: actin filament associated protein 1
Exons: 18
Coding region: 573-3038 (821 amino acids)
Cellular component (GO): cytosol
Molecular function (GO): SH3 domain binding; SH2 domain binding
Source: RefSeq, a predicted model, not a curated record